UAAUUGUUAUUGUGAUUUUACAGAGUGUUAUUACUCCUACCAGAGAUAUUGUGGAACGUUUUAGGAAGUUUAUGGAUGUUUGGGGUACACAUCGAAUGCAGUUACGAGCAUUACACGAUCACGGUAGUGCAAGCAUUGAUCGUCUUCGACUGGAUCCUUAUAGGCCUCACAAUUUUUGGCCUGGCAGUGAUCUUCGACCCAUUAGGCUCAUUAAGUGAGAAAUAUUUAGAAAGUUCAGAGGAACAUGGCAAAGUCUUACGGAUCUGGUUACGGAGAUUUAAAUUCCUCUGGUGGAUACGUAAAGAUGAGAAUGCUAAAGAGGCUUUUCAACAUGUCGCUGGAUUAUUAACUGCUUUGUUCCGUGGAACGGAUUUAGUUCCUUCAGACUUGGUCGCAGGAUUUAUCCUGUUAAGGAUUCAACAGAAAAGGGAGGUCCACGAAUUGCGUCGGCUAAAUCUUCCUCAACUAGCCUGUACUUCCAAUGCAUCUGUAAUUUUUAAAAAUACACCAAGCUGGAUGUCCUUGGAGAACGCUCUUUACUAUAUCAAGCUUUCUAUAGCCUCUUAUGGAUGGUUGUAUUUGAUGUACAAACACACUUGCACCGGCUGUUUCCACAUUAUUCGGAAUAUGACUUGUUGUACUUGUUUCCGGAGGAAACGCAAUCCGAUCAUCGGGGAUAAUUGUUGCCAGUGUUACAUGGCCGGUGUGAAAUCAUUAAUGAAUAUAGCCAUGGAUGACGUUCUAUAUGCAUCGUUCGUCAAUCACCUGUGCGAGGUACCGUUCUGUGUGUUAGUGAAUCACAACAAAGGCAACAUUGAUAUUGCAAUACGAGGUACUCUGUCGUUACGUGAUAUCUUCACCGACGUUGUCGCGGGUGCAGAUAUUUUUGAGUGCGAAGGCAUUCCAGCAGGCUCUCAGGCACAUAAAGGCAUGAUAAUGGUAGCUCGAGUGGUUUUGAAGCACUUAGAUGAUAACAAAGUUUUGGAACAAGCAUUUAAUACGUACCCUCAUUACUCUUUAAUGAUAACAGGUCACAGUCUAGGUGCUGGUGUAGGCAUCCUUCUAGGCUUUCUGUUACGUCCACGUUAUCCAUCUGUGAAAGUUUAUGCAUUCGCUACACCAGCUGGUCUUCUAUCGAGAGAACUUGUGAAGUUAACAGAAGAUUUCGUUUUAACGAUAGGGGUUGAAGAUGACAUGGUGAUGAGGAUGAGUAUUCAUAGCACAGAAAAUUUAAGAACUAGUUUACUUGUAACCCUUCAUGCUUGUCAAUUACCCAAAUAUAGAGUAGUGUUAAAUGGAUUAGGCUACAUAUUAUUUGGUAUUCCCGAAAAAGAUCUUACCAAAACGUGGACUACCUGUAGUUUAAUUACCUCUACAUCAGGAGAAUCACCUUUGCUCGUUAAACAAGACCUAAAUACGAUAGAGGAAAAUAAGUUAUACGAAGAAGAUGUCACAAAGAGGAGGUUUUCUAGAGUAAAAUUAUAUACAGGUGGUAGAAUACUUCACAUACGCAGAUGCAAGCCAGAAAAAUCAGAAAAGAAAAGCAAAAGACAAAAAAUAAGUGAAAAGAAUUUCGAGAUGCGAUGGGCACAGGCAGAAGAAUUUACAGAAUUGUCUGUAAUGCCACGGAUGUUACUGGACCAUUUACCAGAGAAUAUAGAAAAAGUACUUAUCAGAUUGAUAGAGCAACAGAAUAAUUUGCCAUAUUAUUUUGACCCUUGAUAAUAAUAAAAUGGAAGGCAAAUUGUAUCAUUAUUGUAUUAUAUUUUUAACGGACUUGUACAAUUUGUUAUAAAUAAUUUCUGUAUUUUGAUACGGAAAAAUGCAAGUACUUUUAUACUAUUAUAAUAUAAGUGCCUUUAAAGUGUACCUU
This is a messenger RNA of Eufriesea mexicana, 1873 nucleotides long. RefSeq names its product sn1-specific diacylglycerol lipase beta. Gene Ontology annotation, molecular function: triacylglycerol lipase activity. Gene Ontology annotation, biological process: arachidonate metabolic process; diacylglycerol catabolic process; neurogenesis. The transcript has 11 exons. Bases 76 to 1722 code for a protein of 548 amino acids. Gene Ontology annotation, cellular component: cytoplasm; plasma membrane. The record is from RefSeq and is a predicted model, not a curated record. NCBI's taxonomy places the organism in Eukaryota, Metazoa, Arthropoda, Insecta, Hymenoptera, Apidae.